AUGUCUGGUUCCCUAAAGAGCAAUUUUAUCCGAUUCAACAAUCAUUUCAAAGUCUCUCAAAAUGAAAAAUCCAUUACUGAUUUCAACGACAUGAUCAAUUUGAAAAUUCAACAAUAUGGAUUGGAUAACGUCUAUAAUGCUGAUGAAACCGGUAAAUUGCUUUCGGCAUGCACAGUUGAUGAAGAAAUAGAUAACAUUAACAAAGAUUAUGAGAAUAAUUAUGAAGAAUUAAUUAAAAAAUGUGAAAUCAAUGAUGCAAUUUCUUAUGAUAGAUUUCUUGAAUAUGGCUAUAUUGAAAAUGAAGAACUAAUUGAAUUUUUGAAAGGGCAAUCUCGAAAUUUAUUUGACAAAAACUUGGAAUUGAAACGAGAUUUCGAUUACUAUAAAAAUAAUCUGCGUAUAUCAAUAUCGAAGAAUCUCCACGACGAACUCGAAUUCGACUUAAUCGAGUGCGAUGUUUCCAUUGCUAACGCUCUGCGGAGAAUUAUGAUGUCGGAAGUCCCCACAAUGGCCAUCGAGAAGGUUUUCAUAACACAAAACACGUCCAAUGCAAUCCCCGACCAAGUAAUUGCACAUCGUCUAGGUUUGGCUCCCGUAUUUGCGGAUCCUGACUUAUUCGAGUACAGCAAAGGUCUCCCUUCCCUUCUCAACAGCAGAUCCCCUCGUUGCCGACGAGUACUCCACACUUGUAUUCAAAUAUUCGAAAGUCUGUCGCAGUCUGAACCCCAAAUCAAAUUUGGCCGGACAGGAGAUAAGAAUGUGGGCAGCUCUGCCUAUUUCCCGUCAAACACUCGGAGAUGUGAGAUUGGCUGUGUUGAUUUGCAGGAAUUGGAUUUGUUUGUCCACUGUGUGAAGGGAGUGGGGCUCACUCAUGCAAAGUUCUCGCCAGUGAGUUAGUCUGGUCGUGUCAUGACUGCAGCCACGGCGUAUUAUCGGAUGAUGCCUCAGGUGGAACUAUUGAGACCAUUUCGUGGGGAAAUGGCUGAUCGACUGGCGGGGUUGUUCCCUGCGGGGGUGAUUGGUGUCAGAGGAGAGGGAGGGCAGCGGGAGGCGUAUGUUGACGACGCGAGGAAGGACUGCGGGGCUAUGAAUGUUUUGAGGGAUGAAGAGGUGAGGAGUGGGGUCAGGAUGAGCAGACUUAAUUCACAUUUUUUGUGUACGUUUGUGCAUUAUUUGGCAGUUUAUGUCGAGUCGGUGGGUGUUAUUCAUUCACAGGAGAUCUUCCGUCGGGCUUUGCGAGUGCUUGUGGACAAAUGUGACACGCUUUUGAAUGCCUUUGAUGCCCUGUGACUCUUUCUUUUUAUUAAAAUAUGUUUUUUAUUACUUUCGAGAGAGGGUCAUUCCUCUCACUUUAUUAUGCUCCUGAUUGAAUGUCCAAUUCUAGUCAGAAGGCGAUGUCAAAGUCUGCAUUAGUGCAGUUGGGAAUGUGCUUAGACUCCGUUGAGUUAAUGUGUAGGAACUUUUAAUGUAAGUAAGUUUCCAAAGAAUUCAACAACCACGAAAUUUGACGUAUUUCUGG
Messenger RNA from Octopus sinensis (East Asian common octopus), 1519 nucleotides. Its product is annotated as DNA-directed RNA polymerases I and III subunit RPAC1-like. Lineage: Eukaryota; Metazoa; Mollusca; Cephalopoda; Octopoda; Octopodidae. Gene Ontology annotation, biological process: DNA-templated transcription. Gene Ontology annotation, molecular function: protein dimerization activity. Gene Ontology annotation, cellular component: RNA polymerase I complex; RNA polymerase III complex. The record is from RefSeq and is a predicted model, not a curated record. The coding region runs from base 1 to 897 and encodes 298 amino acids. The transcript is spliced from 4 exons.